AUGAAUGUUAACAGUGAAUUAUUUCUUCAACGAUAUAGUGAAUUAAGUGAUGAAAUUCGUGCGAAAAAUAAACGUGAAGAUCGUCUUCUUGAUAUUCGUUUAAAAUACUAUGAACGUGAAAAAAAUAUUCGUUUAAAUAUUUUGCGUAAAGAGCAACAUCAACUAGAACGUACACGUUCAUUAUUUAUUGAACCAUUGAAUAGAAUUUAUCAAGAAAAACGAAAACCAUUAAUAGCAUCAUUUAUUGCAGAGAAAGCAAAAUUAGAAUCUUCAAUAGUGCAAUUAUCAACACCAGAAUUAUUUAAUACAGAUUGGGAACCAAUUUCAAAUUUAAAACAACCAGAAUUAAUACCAUCGAUUCCGACUGAUAAAUCAAUUAAACCUAAAAAUGUCAUACGACCUCAUUCAGCAUGUUAA
Rotaria sp. Silwood2 is the source of this 417-nucleotide messenger RNA. The record is from the annotation of a GenBank genome assembly. Lineage: Eukaryota; Metazoa; Rotifera; Eurotatoria; Philodinida; Philodinidae.